AUGGGGACCGUCCGAAUGCCCCCUCCAACGGCCACGCCAGGCAAAGAGCCAGCGGCCCUGCACUCCACGCUGGCCAGGAAAGCCUUCCACGCGGAGGAGCCGGCAGACUGCAAAAUCCAAUGUGCUUUCUUCCCCGCCGCGGUCCUCUCCCCGGAGCCGCUGGUCCCCGUCCCUGAACCCCUGGCCCUCAUCCCCACUGCAGAAUCUAAGACCUUUCAUCUGGCCGAGCCAGGGACUGGGGAUCCCAAGCAAAUGCCUUCCGUGGACAUCAGGCCCCAUGGCCUAAAGGGCUCCCAGGGCAAACUUCCCCCAAAACGUAAAGGUGGGGAAAUGGCGGCUACACAUUCCACAAAGUGCUGGCACUUAACACCCCCAACCCGGAAGGCUAUUGACCGAUCCUUAGAGGGUGGUGACUGCCCAUCGUCAGACGGUGUCAUGGUUUGGAAUGUUAAUUAUUGCCGAGGACCUGGAAGACAUAUUCCAGCAGGUGAAGCGCUCAAGCUUGUCAUUCUGGAUGCAGUUAUGAAGUCAGACCUAGUUGAAGAAGCAAUCAAAUUUGCUCAGAAGAUUAUAGAUAAACCUCUAGAACCCCGCAGACUCAUAAACAAGCCAGUCCCAAGCUUGCCCAACAUGGACGGUAUUUUCGCGGAAGCCAUUGCCAAAGUACGAAAGCAGUUCCCUGGCCACCUGGCUCCAGAGACCUGUGUCCGUUCAGUCCAGGCCUCCGUGAAGCACCCCUAUGAAGUGGGCAUUAAGGAAGAAGAAAAGCUGUUUAUGUACCUUCGGGCAUCAGGACAGGCCCAAGCCUUGCAGUAUGCCUUUUUCGCUGAAAAGUCUGCAAGUAAGUGGUCAACUCCCUCAGGAGCCUCUUGGAAAACAGCGUCUGGGCAACCAGUCUCCUCGGUUGGCGUUCUUGGUAAGUACAUUCUUUAUACCUGCACAUUUCUUUUAAUCCAUGUGCCACCACCACCUGGCUCAGGCCUUAUUGGACCUUCCUUGCCACCAGGAACUCCUGCCCGUAAGCGGGGCAAUAGCAGAUACUCCCCACUUGCUGAUAUGCUCUGCGAAUCUGGGCGAUUCAGUCAGAAGACAGGUAAGGGUUGGUAUCAGUAUGACAAACCACUGGGUCGGAUUCACAAACCUGAUCCCUGGCUUUCCAAGCUCCUGUCACAGUAUAGAGCAACCCAUCACAUUGAACAGCGCUCCAUCAGCAAGGAUGAGAUCCUGGAGUGCUGCCUGUAUUCCCUCAUCAAUGAGGCAUUCCGCAUCUUGGGGGAGGGGAUGGCUGCUAGCCCAGAGCACAUUGGCGUCAUCUACUUGCAUGGGUAUGGGUGGCCAAGGCACAUGGGUGGGCCCAUGUUCUAUGCUGCCUCAGUUGGGCUGCCCACAGUUCUAGAGAAAUUGCAGAAAUAUUACAAACAGAACCCUGAUAUCCCCCAACUGGAACCCAGUGAUUACCUGCGAAAGCUGGUUGCCCAGGGAAACCCUCUGAAAGAAUGGCAAAGUUUGGCAGGGUCUCACACCAGAAAACUGUAAUUUAGCCUUCUGUAUUUUGCCACACAUGUUGGCAUCUAAUUUCAGAUUGUUCUGAGGUACAGAUGAUGAUGAUGAUGAUAAUAAUGAUGAUGAUGAUGAUGAUGAUGAUGACGGGUCAGCAAAAGCUCCUCUCUGUAUCUUUCUACCAGAUGUGCCUUAGCAAAUCAACAAGAAGUGGCAUAUACGUGAAAUUGACCAUUUUCAGCCAUGUGAAAUAAUUGUAACAUGAUGUACAAUGGGUUACAAUGUAACCCGUUGUAACAUGAUGCUGGGUUAGGGCACUGCUCUGAGUAAGAAGAGGCAGGCAGAAAAGGCCACACACAAUUUGGAUAUAGAUAUGAAAUUCCAGAAUAUACAGAUCUGUGGAUAGACAGUAGAUGAGUGGUCCAAGACUGUAAUUGUUAGAAGUUAAAAUUACUGCUGAUGGAUACAGAAUAUCUUUGGGGGAGGUUGAUAAAUUUUUCUAAAAUUACUCUAGUGGUGGUUCUGUAGUGCUACAAAUAUACCAAAACACACUAAGUUGAAUGGUUCAAAUGAACUAUGUUGUCUAUAUUUUAUAUAUCUCAAUAAAGUUAAUAAAAUUAA
Molecule: messenger RNA, 2121 nt
Organism: Peromyscus leucopus (white-footed mouse)
Lineage: Eukaryota; Metazoa; Chordata; Mammalia; Rodentia; Cricetidae
Product: peroxisomal bifunctional enzyme-like
Biological process (GO): fatty acid beta-oxidation
Cellular component (GO): peroxisome
Molecular function (GO): (3S)-3-hydroxyacyl-CoA dehydrogenase (NAD+) activity
Source: RefSeq, a predicted model, not a curated record